UUUCAUACAAUGAGAGGAUAAUUCCGGACUUAUUGCCACUAUUGCUGCUCAGCUCUGUCCCACUGAAGGACCAACAGCACCGUGUCCUGUUUCCUUCAUCAAUAUUACAUCAGUGUCUGUCGCUGCGCGUGUGUCCCGUGAAAAUGAUGAACCCACACCUUUAAUUGACUUCUAAAAGUGAAAUAUCCGCCGAUCAUGGCGCAAAGAUCCACGUUUUUUCUUUCUGUCUGGUCCUUUUUCUCUCAGCCUGAGUGAGGAAAAAUAAAAACUAAGCGCAGAUCACAGAGUGCCCUUUCAGAGCAGCUGCUUAUUGUCACAACGCGUGCAGGCCGGAGAGCUUGUAAAACGGUGAAUCAAUCCGUGGGAACCCAGCACAUGAUGGAGGCCUGCGCGCCGCAUUCAGGCUCCAUGAACACAACAAUGUGUCGGUGGGUCCCUGCUGUUUUAGCGGAAUGCCAAAUCCCACUGCAGCCCCAUCCAUGCAUAAUGCCAAUAACGCUGCGUUUUGCAACAGGAAAGAAGUGCAAAAGAAUUAAUUAAGGGCAAUAUGGCAACACAGCAUCCUACAGAAUAAUGGCAUAUUAAGGUGUAAUUUAUUUAAACACAUAGGCUCACUGUUUACUUUGGAUAAAAUGUUUGAAUUUUAAAAAUUGCAUCCCUUUAUCCAUCCAGACUUCCGGGCUGCUAGAAGACCAAAACGGUCUGAUCCAAGCAUCUUCACUGCUCAUGAAUCCAUAGUUAAUGCAGACUGCCUGUGUGAGUGGGAGUGCCUUGCCAUAAGUUUUGCCGUCACUUGAUUGCUGUCGUUGUCGUGAAGGGGGCUGUACUACAGUCUGCCUGCCAUGUGGACGCUGCUGCUGCUGGUGGCGCAACACAAACCGUCCGCACUCACACCGGGAGCGGAGCAGAGAGGCGGCAGCAGAGGAGGACAGGAGCAGAGAAACAGGAGGGAGGCGGUGCCGCGCGCGCAAAACUGCGUCCUAAAGCCAACAUCUCCUCCACUUUCUUCCAUCGCUCCGACGUUCACUUGAUCACAGCUUUGUCGAGGAGAGCUGCGCGGACGUUAAAGCUUCCAGGCCUCCAAGGAUGGACUCCAUACCUGCGGGGCGAGACUCCAGCUCCUCGCCAAGCUCCAAACAAGAACUUUCCUACCCGACCACCAACUUGAAGCCCAACCAGGUCGGGGAGACGGUGCUGUACGGAAUACCCAUCGUGUCUUUGGUGAUAGAUGGCCAGGAGAGACUUUGCCUUGCACAGAUAUCUAACACCUUGUUGAAGAAUUACAGCUAUAACGAGAUCCACAACCGGCGUGUUGCGCUGGGGAUCACCUGCGUCCAGUGCACUCCUGUCCAGCUGGAGAUCCUGCGCAGAGCCGGUGCGAUGCCCAUCUCCUCCAGGCGCUGCGGGAUGAUCACUAAACGCGAGGCCGAGAGACUCUGUAAGUCGUUUCUAGGAGCUCAUUCGCCUCCUAAACUUCCCGAGAAUUUUGCUUUUGACGUGUCCCACGAGUGCGCCUGGGGGAGUCGAGGCAACUUCAUCCCGGCCAGAUACAACAGCUCCAGAGCCAAGUGCAUCAAGUGCUCCUACUGCAACAUGUAUUUUUCCCCCAAUAAAUUCAUAUUUCACUCACAUCGCACGCCAGAGUCCAAGUACACGCAGCCAGAUGCGGCUAACUUUAAUUCUUGGAGGCGACAUCUGAAAUUAACAGAUAAAGGCGGUCAGACAGAUAUACUACACGCGUGGGAAGAUGUGAAGGCCAUGUUCAACGGAGGCAGUCGCAAGAGGACGCUGCCCGGCAGUGGGUCAGAAUCCAGCUCUCCCUUAAAAUCACAUGGACCCAGCCGACCCCGAGAAUCACCCGAGGUACCUGCAAAGAUUCUCAGCUGCGAGGACAGCCGGGGCGGGAUGGCGAGCACCCGCAGUUACCCGGUGAUCCCGGUGCCCAGUAAAGGCUUUGGGAUGCUGCAGAAGAUCCCUCCGCCGCUCUUCCCUCAUCCGUACGGGUUCCCAGCGUUCGGCCUGUGCCAGAAGAAAGACGACGGUAUGAUGGGCGAGCAGAGCAAAGCCGCCCUGCCGGGUGUCCUGUGGCCCGGUACCAAGGACAGCGCCUACCACUCCUUCCCCAUGUUCUGGCCCGCGGCGGGCGCGCUGCCGAUGCCUCCGUACCCGCAGACUCCGCACAAACCCCCUCCAGAGCUGCUGUGUCCCCCAAGACAGACUGACAUGGACAUUUCUGAGCACAGCGACCGGAGCACCAACACCUCUAAAGACAGCGUGGUUGACAACGACCGCUGCUCCAGCACCCAGUCCAUGCGUAACGAAGACGACAAGUCCGGAGACGAGGGGAGGCCGCUGGAGGGGAUGACCCUGCCGCCCCGGAAGAUCACCUACGUCUCCGCGUUCAGACCCGUCAUUAAAGACGCAGACUGCAUCGCCAAACUGUACGGCAACAGGAGCGCGUACAACGGGUGUCGCACUGGUUAUUUAUCGCCCGAUUUUUUAAGCGAGAGCUCGAGCUACCGGUCCAUGUCCCCGUGCGUGGACAGCGAGGGCGAGCCGGACGUGGACGUGGAGACAAACAAAACACCGGAGGAGGAGGAGGAGGACUCCCGGCCUCUGUCCUCGGUGUGUCCUCGGACUCCUCCCGGUUUGGCGCACAGCGUUUCACCAAACGACUCCGACUCCAAAGGCAUGCAGGAGAGCGUGGCCGUGGAUUCCCAGAAAAUGAGCCUCCACGUGGCCCAGUCUUCUGACAGAGAACUGCAGAACAAGCAGUUAUCAGAGACCCACAUAGCUGCGUCUUUCACUGAAGUUUACACAGCGGAGAGGAGUGAGCUGCAACAAAGGAGCAGUCCGUAUCAGUUCAGACCUGCCAAUUACCUGACUGGAGCUCUAACAACAAAUGAUGAGAGUGCGAGUAAAGAAGAGCCGUCUUCCACAGUGGAGGAGAUCGAAACGAAAUCUUUUAAUGAACAAAGCAGCGAGGAGAACCAGCGAGAGCAGGACGAGGGCGAGGACGCACCAGCCAGAGCUUUGCCAUCACAAAGAGAGAUACAAAGUCUGGCAAAAGAGGAACUGCAGAAGCAGCUGUUAGAGCAAGUUGAGCUGAGGAAAAAGCUGGAACGUGAAUUUCAAAACUUGAAAGAUAAUUUUCAGGAUCAGAUGAAGAGGGAGCUGUCCUACAGGGAGGAGAUGGUUCAGCAGCUUCACAUCGUCAGAGAAGCUCACGACGCUUUGCACCAUUUCUCCUGUAAGAUGUUAACUCCUCGCCACUGCAGCGGCUCCUGCUCCUUCAAAUCUCCUCUGCUUCCUCCAUGAACCACAUAUUUGCACGACAGAGCAACAAAGGACACAUCCGCAGCUUCUGUCCGACGCCCUGUGGAAAGGAAAGCCUCCGCGGACACUCUGAGGAAUCCAGCUCGAAGUAGAUAAACUGUAAUUAACUGUAAUAUUUUAAAGAGUGUGCAUCUUCACCCCCCUCAGCAUUUAUGUAACCAUCUGGCAUCCGGUGACAUUUGUUUUCCUGAAAUUAUACCAUUGAUUCUAUUUAUUAUUUGUGGCAAAGUGCAAUGACAAUGUAUGUAUGUUGUAAUGGUGGGUUGUUCUUUUUAUUUUUGUUGUUGUUGUCAGCAAUAGCAGCUUUGAUUAGCCAAUUCAUUCAAUAAUAUCCUUCCAGUGAUGUAAAUAAGCCUACGACUUUUGCUGUGUUCUCCUUCUGUGCAGGCCAGUAGCUUACUUUGGAUGUUAUGCACUUUAAACGAGAGAUGGGACGAACAUAAAAACCCUGCAUCGACAUAGGCCUACAAUCUGUUUAUUUGUAGCAGUCAAACCACACCUGUUUCUUUUGUUUUUUUUUGGUUUUUUUUGGAAGACUUGAAAAACAGAAUAAGUUAGUGGGCGAAAUUAGUGCAUCUGCGACCUUGUAAGUAGCGACAUAUUCUAUUAAGAGUAGCCUAUUUGUCCUUGUAAUAUUUGUUUUCAUCGCUGAUUAAUAAAUCAUUUUAUUAAAAGAAAUGUGAUUACUUGCCCUCAGUGUGGUCUACAGACACAACUCGCCUCUUAUAUGUUUGUUUUUGAUUCAUAAAUCAAUCUAACGGCUAUGAUCCCAUGACUAGUGGCCUGUAUUAAUAUAACUCCUAUUUUCGCCAUUUAUCUUUGGAGAAUUUGCUCUAUUUGUUCUUUCAGCUUUCACCUCUAUGUGUUGAAUGACUGAAGCAAUGCAUGCUCAUUUUAGAUUGGCACAAAAAAAGAAUAUGAUAUCCGUUAGAAAACAAUUUUCUCUUUUUAGUUAAUUGAUUGUCUUGAAAAGCCAAUCUCAAGUUCGUACAGCCCAAGGGACAUCUUAAAAUGAUCAGUUAUCUUCAAAUAUUUUUAAUAUUCAGUGAUAAGAUAGAAGUGACAAAAAUGCAAAGAUGUUAAAUGAGUAAAUAAAUGACUUUGUAAUAAUUAAAA
This is a messenger RNA of Amphiprion ocellaris (clown anemonefish), 4452 nucleotides long. It is a transcript of the gene skor1b, whose product is annotated as SKI family transcriptional corepressor 1b. Gene Ontology annotation, biological process: negative regulation of BMP signaling pathway; negative regulation of transcription by RNA polymerase II. The transcript has 8 exons. Gene Ontology annotation, molecular function: RNA polymerase II cis-regulatory region sequence-specific DNA binding; DNA-binding transcription factor activity, RNA polymerase II-specific; SMAD binding. NCBI's taxonomy places the organism in Eukaryota, Metazoa, Chordata, Actinopteri, Pomacentridae. Gene Ontology annotation, cellular component: nucleus; transcription regulator complex. The record is from RefSeq and is a predicted model, not a curated record. Bases 1087 to 3318 code for a protein of 743 amino acids.